AUGUCUGACAAGAAGCCUGAGCCAAAAGACCUCUCGGACGAAUACAUCCUCGCCGCCAUUGCCAAAGAAUCAAAAGAAUUUGACAAGGUCCCUUUCCGUCUCGAUGCCUACGCCGUCCUCGACCUUCAACCUGGUGUCCCGGAUAACGACAUUAAGAAAUGCUAUCGCAUGAAAUCCCUCCUCAUCCAUCCCGACAAGACCUCGAACCCUUCGGCACCGGACGCCUUUGACCGCCUCGCAAAAGCACAACAAGCACUACUGGAUGAGAAAGAGAGAGCAAAACUGGACGAAUGCAUAGCAGAUGCGCGUAUGCUGUUGAUGCGCGAACGCAAACUCACCGUCGACAGCGAAGAAGUCAAGGACCCUGACGAUGACUUCCGCAAGGCCUGGAGGGAAAAGACAAAGGUUGUGCUGGUCGACGAGGAACUACGGAGGAGAAAGAAGAUGAAGGCCCAGAUGCAGGAGGAAGGUCGCGCACAGAAGAAGGAGGAAGAGGAGAUUGCUGAGCGCAAGAGGAAGAGGGAGUUUGAGACAAAGUGGGAACAAUCGCGUGAGGAGCGCAUCGGUUCCUGGCGUGACUUUCAAAAAGGAAAGCAGCCCGACAAGAAGNNAAAAAAGAAGAUCAAGACUUUGGGUUGA
Messenger RNA from Aureobasidium uvarum, 639 nucleotides. The record is from the annotation of a GenBank genome assembly. NCBI's taxonomy places the organism in Eukaryota, Fungi, Ascomycota, Dothideomycetes, Dothideales, Saccotheciaceae.